ACCUGCCACGAUGGCCUUGACCCCAGAAUUGAGGACACAAGCAAAAUGGAAAGAGAUAGCAGGGAUCCCCCUGGGAGCUGCGACUGUGGACAACUGGAACCAGAUUCAGGCCUUCAGGGCCAAGCCAGAUGACCUCCUCAUUUGUACUUAUCCUAAAUCAGGGACAACAUGGAUUCAAGAGAUCGUGGACAUGAUUGAGCAGAACGGGGAUGUAGAGAAGUGUCAGCGAGACGUCAUUGAACAUCGGCACCCUUUUAUUGAGUGGGCACGGCCACCCCAUCCUGACUAUCCUGGAACUCACUAUGUAGACCAGGCUGGCCUCGAACUCACAGAGGUCUCCAAUGAGAUGCCAUCCCCAAGGAUACUAAAGACCCAUCUUUCCACUCAGCUGCUGCCACCGUCUUUCUGGACAAGUAACUGUAAGUUCCUUUAUGUGGCUCGGAACGCCAAAGACUGCAUGGUUUCCUACUACCACUUCUACAGGAUGAACCAGGUGCUCCCAGAUCCAGGCACCUGGGACGAGUAUUUUGAAACCUUCAUCAGUGGGAAAGUUUAUUGGGGAUCCUGGUUUGACCAUGUAAGAGGAUGGUGGGAAAUUCGAGAUAGAUACCAGAUUCUCUUCCUCUUCUAUGAAGAUAUGAAGAGGGACCCAAAGCGUGAAAUCCAGAAAGUCAUGCAGUUCAUGGGAAAGAACUUGGAUGAAGCUGUGCUGGAUAGAAUCGUCCAGGAGACAUCAUUUGAGAGAAUGAAAGAGAACCCUAUGACAAAUCGUUCAACGGUUCCCAAAUCUCUCCUGGACCAGUCCAUUUCCCCUUUCAUGAGAAAAGGAACUGUGGGGGAUUGGAAGAACCACUUCACUGUGGCCCAGAAUGAGAAGUUUGAUGAAAUCUACAGACAGAAGAUGAAGGGAACGUCUAUAAACUUCUGCAUGGAACUCUGA
This is a messenger RNA of Arvicola amphibius (Eurasian water vole), 940 nucleotides long. RefSeq names its product sulfotransferase 1C2-like. The record is from RefSeq and is a predicted model, not a curated record. Bases 11 to 940 code for a protein of 309 amino acids. The transcript is spliced from 8 exons. Gene Ontology annotation, biological process: sulfation. Gene Ontology annotation, cellular component: cytoplasm. Lineage: Eukaryota; Metazoa; Chordata; Mammalia; Rodentia; Cricetidae. Gene Ontology annotation, molecular function: sulfotransferase activity.